Molecule: messenger RNA, 1253 nt
Organism: Salvia hispanica
Lineage: Eukaryota; Viridiplantae; Streptophyta; Magnoliopsida; Lamiales; Lamiaceae
Product: heat stress transcription factor B-4-like
Biological process (GO): regulation of transcription by RNA polymerase II
Cellular component (GO): nucleus
Molecular function (GO): RNA polymerase II cis-regulatory region sequence-specific DNA binding; DNA-binding transcription factor activity
Source: RefSeq, a predicted model, not a curated record
UGUGUUGAAAGACCCUUAAUUAUUUCACAAAAUCAGACACAUAUUCCCCUCUCACCACUCCCCCGAGGUAUAAAAAUUUGCACCCCUCUCUGGCAAACUUGAAACCAUUAGUCAAAAUGGCUUUGAUGAUGGAUGGUUGCGAUGGCAUACUCAUGUCCUUAGAGUCACAGAAAUCCGUUCCGGCGCCGUUCCUGACGAAGACGUACCAGCUGGUGGACGACCCCUCCACCGACCACAUCGUGUCGUGGGGCGACGACGAGUCCACCUUCGUGGUGUGGCGGCCCCCGGAGUUCGCCCGCGACCUCCUCCCCAACUACUUCAAGCACAACAACUUCUCCAGCUUCGUCCGCCAGCUCAACACCUACGGUUUCAGAAAGAUCGUCCCGGACCGAUGGGAGUUCGCCAACGACUUCUUCAAGAAGGGCGAGAAGCACCUCCUCUGCGAGAUCCACCGCCGCAAAACGUCUCACCCCGCCUCCCCCGGAUUCUUCCCCUUCUCCAGCCGCGUCAGCAUAUCCCCGCCUGAUUCCGACGAGUCUCCUCCGCCGCCGCUGCACGCCACCGGAUAUCAAAACUCAUUCGCCGCGCUGUCCGAAGACAACGAGCGGCUGAGGCGGAGCAACACCAUGCUGAUGUCGGAGCUCGCCCACAUGAGGAAGCUCUACAACGACAUUAUCUACUUCGUGCAGAAUCACGUCAAGCCUGUGGCGCCCACCAAUUCCUUUCAUCAUUCUUCUUCUCUACUCAUUGGAAACCCUAGAAAAAUCCCCAAUUCUAUUAUCAACGCUUCCUCUUCUCCCAGCAAGAGCAGCCUCACGGUAGCGCCCCACACCGAGCCACCACCACCGCCUCAGUAUCGGACGAAGCUCUUCGGCGUAGCGCUCUCUUCUAAAAAGAGAUUGCACCCCGAAUACACCUCCGCCGCAGCCGCCACCACCAACAAGACAAGGUUGGUUCUUGAAAAGGGCGAUUUAGGAUUCAAUCUCAUGCCUCCUUCUCCAUGAAAAAAAGGUGUUUUUGUUUUGUUAGUUGGUGAAUGCGUGAGUGUGUGUAAAUAACCGCAUUGAUGCAGAUGGGUUUUGCUUAGAGUUGAGAGAUUAAUUAAUUACGACGAUCGAUCAUCAUACUUUUUCUUUUUUGUUUAAUUUGAAAGUUUGAAAUUAGGGUGAUGAUUGGAUCUCAACUCUUGUAUGUUUGUCUGGGACAGAUUAAUUAAUGCUACAGCCUGAAACUGAAACUUAUCUUUUUUAUCA